UCCCAAGUGCUGGGAUUACAGAUGUGCGCUGACAUGCCUGGCCGAGUUGUUGGAUCUUAUGUCAUUGUCUUUUUUCUUUGGAGAUUGAACCCAGGCUCAUAAAUAGUAGGCAAGUAUUGCUUCCCCCUACUGUUCUUUUUUUAAAAAAAUAGUCUGAGAUAAGGUCUCCUUAAGUUCCCCAGGCUGGUCUUGAACGUGGGACUCUCUCCUGCUUCAGCUUCCUAAGUGGCUGGGUUAUAGUGUGCUACCAGACCCAACUAUUUAAUUGGUUUUAAGUCUCUGGAACAUGCCAGUUGUAUUUCUCAGACCAUGUAAUAAACAGUUCAUUUCAACAGAGUUUUAGGAUUGUACCAGAAAGAAAGCAAAAGGAAAGGAGAUAAAAAUAAUUUCUUUGCAUAAGUUGACUUUGUCAACAUAACAAAUAUUCUGUGGUAAGAAAUGAAAGAAUUAGCUACAUUAAGGAUAAGUUUUUGAGUCAGAAUAAUUUAGUAUAGGAUUUAGCUUUGCAGUGUAGCAAAAUAGAUUUGGCUUAUGGUCUCUUGAAGACUGUUUCCACUUUGGACAUUUUUGGAAACAUAGAAAGUUUAACUAAUGUCUUUUGUUACCUACACUUUGUAGCCCAGGCUGGCCUCGAUCUCGUAGCAAUCUUCCUGCCUCAGCCUCCCAAGUGUGGGAUUACAGGUGUGUACCACCAUGCCUGGCUGAGUUGUUGGAUCUUAUGUCAUUGUCUUUUUCCUUUGGUGGUAGUAUUGAAAAUUGAACCCAGUCUGCAUCCAUCUGCGUUGUUUUGAAUGUGUAUGUUCUUUUAAUGUCACUACUAGUUCUUGCUGUAGGAGUGAAUGUGUGUUUCACUUUCAUGUUUUUCAUGUAUAAGAAGUUAAAAAAUCUUUUUUAGUUAGCAUUUCAAUUUCUUAAUUAAUAGCUACAAGUAAAUACAUUUAUUUUCAGUAAGCUAUUGCAAUCCAUUUAAAUAGGGUCCUCCCCACCUUUGGUACUGGGUAUUGAAUGCAGGACCUCACAUAUGUUAGGCAAGUAGUAGCCACUGAGCUAUAUGCCCUACUGUCUUUAUUUUGAGAUAAAGCCAUAUUAAGUUGCUAAGUUGUUCAGGCUAGGCUAGACCUUGCGAUCCUGCUUCAGCAUCCCACAGUGCUAGACUAACAUGCUAAGUAAGUGGUCUAGGCUGGCCUCAAUCUUGUGAUCCUCCUGCCUCAGCCUCCCUGGAUGCUGGUAUAAUAGGCAUUUGCCACAAUGCCUGGCUAGAAUGUUUUUCUUGUUUCUUUACUUAGUAUAUAUCCAGCCAUACAUAUAAUUUGAUAGUAUUUGGUAACUGUUUUCCAAAGUUUAUGUUUUAUGUAUCUGUUUUCAUUUGUUUCAUGUUAGAAAUGGUACUGUACUUAUCACUGCAGUAUUUAAAUAAUCUGGUAUAAUUCUAUUAAAAAGAACCACUUGAAUAGCUUUUUGUGGUUUCAAAGUUCUUGCAAAUAGAUCAUCUCAUUUAAUCCUCACAACAGUCUUGUAUACUAGCUAGGACAGUUUUUAUCUUCCCCAUUUUAGAUGAGAAAACUGAAAUUAAGAAAUUGAGACUAAACAGGGUCACUAGGUUAGCAGGCAUUCAGAGACCACAAAGCUUUUUCUCCUGUCAUUUUGAGAAUAUAGAAUAGUAUUUGUUCACUAAGGAGAAAAUCGGUUGCCAUCGGUAUUUUAAUGUAAUUCUGAGGAUUCAGAAAAUCCUUUUAAAAAUCAGUAUUUUGUAACUAAGAUGUAGAAUUAAGAUACUGUGUUUUAUUAUCCUUGUCCUACUCCCUUGUUCAUAAACUUUAAGAAAAGUCAUUUUCAGAUUCACAUAAGACUUUGAGUUCUGUUUUCAAGAUGUAAUGUUGAUGCUUAGCAUGGUGGCACAUGCCUAUAAUCCCAGCUAUGUGAAGGCUAAUGCAAGAGGGUCUCGAAGUUCAAGACCAUCCUGGGCAAUGUAGUGAAACCUCAUCUUUAAAAAAAAAACAAAAAAUAAACCUUAAGAUAAAUACAAUUAAAAACAAAUGUAUUUACCACAAAUUAAAAAUUCAGAUAUGUAGAUUAUAUUCUUGAAUGGAAGACUAACUUGAUUCACAAAGCUCACAAUAGGUAAAGUUUCAAUAGUGUGUUGAAAUUUGUCAUAGUUUAUAUUCAUAUUUAUGGUCACAUAGCAAUAGUUACUUGUUUGCCUUUUUCAUUUUCUGACCUGUUGUCUCUGAUCACAAAACUUAAAUCUAUAAUUGAACUGCUCCUUAAAACAUAGUUGAAAUUUAAAGAGUAGUGUAGGAAAAUAAAACAUAAAUGUGGGAAAUAAAAUUAUUCACUAAAGAAUAGAUUAAAAAUAUCAAGUUAUUCCACAAAAUUCUUAUUCAUUCAAAGACUGUAACACUAAAGAAGCUAUGUUUUUAACUCUUAAUUUUCAUAAUACCUAGAUAUGGAUAAUAAGAUUUGAAAAAAUAAUUACUUGAGUCAGGACAGUGGGCCUACACUGGGCACUUUACCUUGAGAAAAAUCAGUGCCCAAAAAUCAGGUGUUGAGUGUAGAAAAAGAAUCAUGCUGCUGUUAGAGAGAUGUAUAAUAAUACUUUACUUUGUGUAGGACCCUACAUCUGAGGAAUUGCAAGAGCAUUACACAGUAAUUCAUGGUUCCUUUCAAAAUGCUUGUGACACAAUUUGCAAGAAUUAUCCUCAUCUUAGGGGAUAAAUUUAUGGAGAAAUGGCAGCACAAGUUGAGCAGGUUGUUGCCCUGGAUGCCCAAAAUAUUGUAGCUGUUUCAUGUGGAGAAGCUCAUACGUUAGCACUUAAUGACAAGGGCCAGGUAUAUGCUUGGGGUCUCGAUUCUGAUGGACAACUUGGCCUACUAGGAUCAGAGGAAUGUAUCAGAGUGCCCAGCUGCUUCCCGAAAGUCAUGGGUAUCGACUCUGUGUUCAGAACUUGCUCCGGACUCUCAUUUGGCAGAAUCAGAAAUAUUAAAAGUUUGUCAGAUAUCCAGAUAGUACAGGUUGCUUGUGGUUAUUACCAUUCACUUGCACUUUCAAAAGCAAGUGAAGUUUUCUGUUGGGGACAGAAUAAAUAUGGCCAGUUGGGUUUAGGCAUUGACUGUAAAAAGCAGACAUCACCACAGUUGAUUAAGUCUUUGCUUGGAAUUCCAUUCAUGCAAGUUGCAGCAGGAGGAGCCCAUAGUUUUGUACUCACUCUUUCUGGAGCUAUCUUUGGAUGGGGACGCAACAAAUUUGGUCAGCUAGGUCUUAAUGAUGAAAACGAUAGAUAUGUUCCUUAUUUACUAAAGUCACUAAGAUCUCAGAAAAUAGUUUAUAUUUGUUGUGGAGAAGAUCAUACUGCUGCGCUAACCAAGGAAGGUGGAGUGUUUACUUUUGGAGCUGGAGGGUAUGGUCAGUUGGGUCAUAAUUCUACCAGUCAUGAGAUAAACCCAAGAAAAGUUUUUGAACUCAUGGGAAGCAUUGUCACACAGAUUGCUUGUGGAAGGCAGCAUACUUCUGCUUUUGUUCCUUCAUCAGGACGAAUUUAUUCUUUUGGGCUUGGAGGUAAUGGACAGCUGGGAACUGGUUCAACAAGCAACAGGAAAAGUCCUUUCACUGUAAAAGGAAAUUGGUUUCCUUACAAUGGACAGUGUCCACCAGAUCUUGAUUCUGAAGAAUAUUUCUGUGUAAAAAGAAUUUUCUCAGGUGGAGAUCAAAGCUUUUCACAUUACUCUAGUCCUCAGAACUGUGGGCCACCAGAUGACUUUAGAUAUCCUGAUCCUUCAAAGCAGAUCUGGACAGUGAAUGAAGCUCUGAUUCAAAAAUGGCUAAGUUACCCUUCUGGAAGAUUUCCUGUGGAAAUAGCCAAUGAGAUAGAUGGAACAUUUUCCUCAUGUGCUUGCCUAAAUGGAAGCUUUUUAGCUGUUAGCAAUGAUGAUCAUUAUAGAACAGGCACCAGAUUUUCAGGGGUUGAUAUGAAUGCUGCUAGGCUUUUAUUCCACAAGCUUAUACAACCUGAUCAUCCUCAGAUAUCUCAGCAGGUGGCAGCUAGUUUGGAAAAGAACCUUAUACCUAAAUUGACUAGCUCCUUACCUGAUGUUGAAGCAUUGAGGUUUUAUCUUACUCUACCAGAAUGUCCUCUGAUGAGUGAUUCCAACAACUUCACAACAAUAGCACUUCCUUUUGGUACAGCUCUUGUGAACUUAGAAAAGGCUCCACUGAAAGUUCUUGAAAACUGGUGGUCAGUGCUUGAACCUCCACUAUUCCUCAAGAUAGUAGAACUUUUUAAGGAAGUUGUGGUACAUCUUUUGAAACUCUGCAAGAUCGGCAUUCCCCCUUCUGAAAGAAGAAUUUUCAACAGUUUUCUUCAUACUGCAUUAAAGGUUUUAGAAAUAUUACAUAGGGUAAAUGAGAAAGCAGGACAAAUUAUACAAUAUGAUAAAUUUUAUAUACAUGAAGUUCAAGAAUUGACAGAUAUAAGGAAUGAUUAUAUCACCUGGGUCCAACAGCAGGCCUAUGGAAUGGAUGUCAGCCAUGGAUUGACUGAGUUGGCAGAUAUCCCCGUUACAAUCUGUACAUAUCCAUUUGUAUUUGAUGCCCAAGCAAAAACUACUUUGUUACAAACGGAUGCAGUUUUACAGAUGCAGGUGGCUAUUGACCAGGCCCACAGACAGAAUGUCUCCUCUCUUUUUCUCCCAGUGAUUGAAUCUGUGAAUCCCUGCUUAAUUUUAGUGGUGCGUAGAGAAAAUAUUGUAGGUGAUGCAAUGGAAGUCCUCAGGAAAACAAAGAACAUAGAUUACAAAAAACCACUCAAGGUUAUAUUUGUUGGAGAAGAUGCUGUUGAUGCAGGAGGAGUUCGCAAAGAAUUUUUCUUGCUCAUCAUGAGGGAAUUACUGGAUCCUAAAUAUGGCAUGUUUCGAUACUAUGAAGAUUCCAGGCUUAUUUGGUUUUCUGAUAAGACAUUUGAAGAUAGCGAUUUGUUCCACUUGAUUGGUGUUAUUUGUGGAUUAGCAAUUUAUAAUUUUACUAUUGUGGACCUGCAUUUUCCUUUGGCUUUAUAUAAGAAACUGCUGAAAAAGAAACCAUCCCUGGAUGAUUUGAAAGAAUUAAUGCCUGAUGUUGGGAGAAGCAUGCAACAAUUACUGGAUUAUCCAGAAGAUGAUAUAGAGGAAACAUUUUGUCUAAAUUUUACGAUCACAGUUGAAAACUUUGGUGCAACAGAAGUGAAAGAGCUGGUUCUAAAUGGUGCAGACACAGCUGUUAACAGACAGAAUCGGCAGGAGUUUGUUGAUGCAUAUGUGGAUUAUAUAUUCAAUAAAUCAGUGGCUUCCUUAUUUGACGCUUUUCAUGCGGGUUUCCAUAAGGUCUGUGGAGGAAAAGUUCUUCUGCUUUUCCAGCCUAAUGAACUACAAGCAAUGGUUAUUGGAAAUACAAAUUAUGAUUGGAAGGAAUUGGAAAAGAAUACAGAAUACAAAGGGGAAUACUGGGCAGAACAUCCUACGAUAAAAAUUUUUUGGGAGGUGUUUCAUGAAUUACCAUUGGAAAAGAAAAAACAAUUUCUAUUAUUUUUGACAGGUAGUGAUCGCAUUCCUAUUCUUGGUAUGAAGAGCCUGAAACUAGUCAUCCAGCCAACAGGAGGUGGUGAGGAGUAUCUCCCGGUUUCUCAUACCUGUUUUAAUCUUCUUGAUCUUCCAAAAUACACAGAAAAAGAAACUCUGCGCUCUAAACUGAUCCAAGCUAUUGAUCACAAUGAAGGCUUCAGUUUAAUAUAACUUUGGAAUUGCAAACUAUUCUGUUCAGUGCAAAAGCAUUAAAAUUAUUUGUGUUUUUCUUGUGGUGAUGAAUUCAGCAAAGUGUCAGAGGUACUAUUAUAAUUCUUACUGCAAAACGUUUGAUGCUGUAUUCAUGAAAGCCAAAAAAUACUAAAAUGAACAAAUACUAAAUUUAUUGUACAAAACCAUGAAUUUUUUCCCCAUCAUAAGUAUACUGUUGUGAACACAUUAAAGUUUUACUAACAUGCUUUAAGAAUUUGAGUAUCUCAGAAAUGGUCUGAUGUGUGUGAGUGCAUGAAAUUGUUACUUUUCAAUCACCGGGUGAAAAACCUUUAACUUCAGCCUGGAAUAGUCAUUUGAUUAUUUUUCCAUCUUGUAAAUAAUGUUAAGUUUUGUAAUAAAAUAGUUAUGUUCUGAUACCA
This is a messenger RNA of Cavia porcellus (domestic guinea pig), 6185 nucleotides long. RefSeq names its product HECT and RLD domain containing E3 ubiquitin protein ligase 4 (gene Herc4). Gene Ontology annotation, cellular component: cytoplasm. Lineage: Eukaryota; Metazoa; Chordata; Mammalia; Rodentia; Caviidae. The transcript is spliced from 25 exons. The coding region runs from base 2728 to 5763 and encodes 1011 amino acids. Gene Ontology annotation, molecular function: ubiquitin protein ligase activity. Gene Ontology annotation, biological process: ubiquitin-dependent protein catabolic process; protein polyubiquitination. The record is from RefSeq and is a predicted model, not a curated record.